AUGCCUAGCCUCGUUCAUGCUACCGUUGAUGCUAUUAAGGAUAGCACUCUUCAACGUCAAACGGUGGUGGCGUUCUUGCACCUGAGCCGCCGCAAUGGCAAUCCCGAAGUCAUGGAAAUCAAUCCAAAGCUUCAGAAGGAGCUAAUCGAUCUUCACCGUGCUCUUAGCCAGAUGCUCCCGUCGUAUAUGGUUCCCUCCAUGUUUUUACCGAUGGCUCAAGUGCCAUUGACAAUGAACGGUAAGGCAGACCGUCGCCAACUCCGCGAACUCGCCGCGUCGCUCUCUCAUCAAGAUGCACUACUAUACUCCCUAGCGGAUGCUACCAAGGUGGAGCCAACCACAGAGAUGGAAUUCAAAAUUCGUCGUUUAUGGGCGAGUGUUCUAAACCUAGAUGUGAAUGAGAUAGGCGCUGGUGAUCAUUUUUUCCGCUUGGGUGGAGAUUCCAUAAUAGCAAUGAGGUUGACAACUCUCGCUCGCUCCGAGGGCCUAGGUUUGUCAGUUCAAAGCAUUUUCCAAACGCCAGUUCUCGCAGAUAUGGCUGCCAAAAUAGAAACAGAGUCGCCAAAAAUUCAGAACGGGGUUCUACCCGUUUAUAGCCCAUUCUCUUUGGUUUCCGCAGCGUCCAUACCAAAAUUUGCCUGCGAAAUAGCGGCCAGCCUUCAAACAAAUCCCGAGAACAUCGCUGACAUUCUACCGGCGACUGGUUUCCAGUCAUCCGCGAUGGCGCAUUCUAUCUUGAAAACCAGGGGUUUACUCAACUACCUAUUUCUCGAUGGAGAAGGGCAACUUCCGUGGAGUGAGAUAGAUGCGACCGAUGCCUUCACCCGAUUUCUCGACGCCCACGAGAUCUUACGAACCGUGUUCACAGUGCAUGGUAGCCAAGUUUACCAAGUUGUGUACAAAAGCCUUUCUCAGUGUAUCCAAUUCUACCAUACCACCGGGGACAUUAACUCCUUCUGCACCGAUCUAUUCCGGCAAGAUAUGGGAGCAGACCGCAACCCAGGAGAGUCCUUAACCAAGAUCAUGGUAAUUAGCAGCCCAGGGUGCCACCGUCUCGUUCUCCGCAUGUCUCAUGCACAAUACGAUGGUGUCUCCCUCCCUCUCAUCUGGCGCACGCUUGGCGAGGUCUUUUCGGGCUCGAAACCAGCCCCAGAGGUUCCAUUCUCUCAAUACCUGGCCAAUGUCUCACAUCUCUAUGAUAUCGAGAAAUCAAGGUCAUACUGGCGCAACCUCCUCACAGGCUCAGCGAUGACAGACGUUGUAGCGCACUCAAAACCCAGCUACCGCAAUGUUUACGAUAUACGUCUCCGUCGCGUAAUUCCCAAUAUUUCACUAACAUCAUCGGGAAUCACAUUUGCAUCGGUUCUCAAAUCAGCUUGGGCUAUCGUUCUCUCUUCUCUAACACAUACAUCGGAUGUUGUUUUUGGGCAUGUCACCUCCGGCCGCAAUAUUCCCGCACAAGACAUUGAGCGCAUUGUUGGCCCGUGUAUUAACAUUGUACCAGUCCGUGUACCGCUUGAUUCUUGUGCAACAGUUAAUGACCUCCUGAGUUUCGUACAGUCCCAGCAUGUGGCAACGAUGACACAUGAGUCAUUGGGAAUGAGGGACAUCAUCCGCAAAUGUAGCCCUUGGGCCAAUUUUACGCGGUUUAGCAGUGUUGUUCAACACCAGAACAUCAGCGAAGCUUCGGCGGUGACUCUCGGCAACAAUACGUACAGCAUCAAGGACUUUUGUCCUCCGGCCGACGAAGCUGACGUUGCAAUCAAAUCUACCCCUAUAGGCGACCAAAUCGAAGUAUUACUCAUCGCCUCGUCUCGAUCUACAGGCGAAUCACGAGCAUCUGAGCUUCUGAAUCUGCUUUGUGACGUUAUCGAGGCCAUCGGUAGCACGUCGAGUAAUCAGAUUCAACUAUCAAAGUGGAUGCAAGACCAGCCCGUUCUUCCAAUGCAGCCUGUGCUGGCCACGGCAAAUGGUUUCUCCGCCAGGACCAACGCUGACUCCAAGGAUAUCGAGCAGGAUCUAAUAACAUUCGUAAAGAAUAGUUGGAGAAAUGCGCUACAAGAACCAGAGUUAUUGCUUGAUUUGGAUUCAGACUUCUUUUCUGUCGGGGGUGAUUUGGUGCAAAUCGCCAUACUGGCAAUUGUCUGGCAGAGUCAAGGAUACAAAGUCACUGCUGAAGACUUAAUAGACCACCCACAUAUCCACGAUAUGGCUCAAAUGUUGGCCGAGUCAAAUUAG
This is a messenger RNA of Uncinocarpus reesii 1704, 2238 nucleotides long. RefSeq lists its product as uncharacterized. The record is from RefSeq and is a predicted model, not a curated record. Gene Ontology annotation, biological process: secondary metabolite biosynthetic process; amino acid activation for nonribosomal peptide biosynthetic process. Gene Ontology annotation, molecular function: catalytic activity; phosphopantetheine binding. The transcript has a single exon. The coding region runs from base 1 to 2238 and encodes 745 amino acids. Gene Ontology annotation, cellular component: cytoplasm. NCBI's taxonomy places the organism in Eukaryota, Fungi, Ascomycota, Eurotiomycetes, Onygenales, Onygenaceae.